This is a messenger RNA of Clonostachys byssicola, 1005 nucleotides long. The record is from the annotation of a GenBank genome assembly. Lineage: Eukaryota; Fungi; Ascomycota; Sordariomycetes; Hypocreales; Bionectriaceae.
AUGGCCCAAACUCAGCAGGGCCUCCUUCUACAACUGGAGAGAGAAGGCUGGGCUCUCCCUUCGAUGGCCCCUCUUAUGCAAGCCCUACAGCGAUUGGUACAUAUCAACAUAAUCGAGCGAGAUGCUGAGAGUUCCAUUCGCAGCCUUGUACUAGCCCAGAACUACUUCAAGGAGGCACUCAGCGACGACAACCAGCGCCCUCCGGCUCUCAGACUACCAUCAACCUCCAGCUCGACCAAUAAUUCCUCAGCGUCAAACCAAUGGAACCUACCAGGUCCCGACGCCAUCACUCAAGAUGGAACAGAUAUAGUAGAUGCCCAGGGUCUAACCGCCAUAGUCUACCUCGAAGCCAGCAUCGACACUACAAAUACCAGUAUUUCUCGAAACCACUUCUUGUACAGGUUAUACCUCGACAACCAUUUCCUAACCUUCCGUUGCCGGGAAUGCAGGACGCAAUUCGGCUCGAAUGAGGAGCUCAAGAGCCACUUGCUACUUGAUCACCAACUCACCUUCAUGGGCUCGGAGGCUCUCCACGACACGAUCUGCAAGGAGUGCAAUCCCCACCUCGACUUCCCCGAGCUGGAAGAGAAUACGAGCGCCGUCAAUUCAGACUUGAUACGGUUCAUCUUGGAAGGAUGGAGGUCCAGGAGGGAGGUUGCGAUUGAGUCUGGACAUUCGUGCGAUGCAAUACGCAUCCUUGAGCAGAGGGUCAAAGAGGAAGACUUGAGACCAGAAAGCGAGCCCAGGGGCUCAACAAAAAACAAGAAGGGCUGCUUAACCUGCAGGGCGCGCAGGGUCAAGGUAUGGAAGGGGUUCCCGAUCGCUAGAAGAACCUUGCUAACCGAUCCGUCCAACUUGAAUAGUGUAGUGAGAAUCACCCUGUCUGUAGAGAAUGUGCCAGGGACAGGCGCCGGGUCUGCUACUGGGGUUAUCGUCCAGAUCCGCCAGACGAGACUAGAGAUACAAUCACGGUUGAUCCAGGGUUAUUCAGGAGGUAAAACAUAG